Messenger RNA from Prorocentrum cordatum, 405 nucleotides. Lineage: Eukaryota; Dinophyceae; Prorocentrales; Prorocentraceae. The record is from the annotation of a GenBank genome assembly.
AUGGAACGGCUGGUGCGCCUGAUGAAGCUGCGGAGGUUUCUCCGGAGCGUCUACUACGCAAUCGAGAGCGAAUACGUCAGCAUCCUGACUCACAUCUUGCAGACGAUAGCGCUCGUGCUGGCAUUAUGCCAUAUGAUCGGGCAUGUUGUUUCUCGUCAGCUCUGUGUGGUGGUGUUCGCGCUGGUGGGCUUCACCUACAUCGUCGGCAGCAUCACCGGGUCGCUGACGCAGCUCCGCAGCCUGUCGGAGGGGAGUGCGAAGAUGUUUUGGGACCUGCGUCGCUACCUGACCCAUUUCCGCGUGCAGCCGACGCUGGCGCUCCGGAUCCUCCGGAUCGAGGAGUACUUGGAACACGCGUGGGCGCGGCAGCAGAAGGGUAUCACUCGAAGAGUGUGUUGUUGCUGA